AAAUAAUUAAUGUCCUCAACAGUUUUGUAUGAUUUUGUAGCUCUUGGUGCUAUUUUCCCUAAUAUAAUAACGAAUGCCUAAUUUUCAGAACUUUGAACAAGUAACACCUAUUGAGGUUUGAUAUAGGUGUACAUAUUUAAAGAAUUUGUUAAAAAACAUUUAACUUUCUUGAAGAUAUAUUGAGUAUAUGAUUGAUCAUCUAUACGAGCAAAAUGGGGAUUGUAUCAUCUGUAUUCGUCGCUAUGACAUUUUGUACCGAAAGAAUCUUGACAUGGAUUUGCUGCGCUUUUGUGCUAAUAGCGAUUAUAUUCGCACUUCUCAUGCUGAUGGUGUAUGGCAUCUCAGUAGGCUAUCACUACGCACAGAAAGAACUAACAGAUUUUGCUUACUACGCGAGAGCCGAACCGUGGGAGCAAUACGGACUGCGAUCCGGGCAGAACCAAAACGAAGAAGCACUCGGAGCCACCAACCUACCUAGCGAAGAAGAAGCUACCGGUUUUUCACGUCCAGUACUUGCAGCUUACCAGUCCCUAGCUCCUGAACAGCGGGAUUACAGGCCACCACUAGAAACGCCAGUCGUCCUUAUAGCAACUGAAAGGUCUCGGAAAGAUCAUGAGGUGGCAGCUCAUAGACGUGAGUUGGCGCGUAAAGUCAUUGGUCGUUUCCGUCGCUCCCACUAUAAUAAAACGAGUCAGUCACGAAAUUUUACUAACGCUUUGAAGUAUUCAAACAGCACCUUACCACAGAAUAUGACCUUACCACGUGACAAAAGAAUGGCAUUUAUAUGAAAUACCCGAACCUUGCAUUGUAAAGUAAUUUACAUUGGGAUAUGAGGAUACUUAACUAAAAUACUAGUACCUACGAAAAUGCCUGCAUAGUAUAGGUACAUAAUCUUAGGUAGGUAUCCACAUACCUACAUAAGUAUCCAUUCAUAUCUUAAGGUACACAUUAUACCUGUAUAGUUCUCCGAUAACUAAUGUAUAUUUUUAGAUUCU
Spodoptera frugiperda (fall armyworm) is the source of this 995-nucleotide messenger RNA. RefSeq lists its product as uncharacterized. The record is from RefSeq and is a predicted model, not a curated record. Lineage: Eukaryota; Metazoa; Arthropoda; Insecta; Lepidoptera; Noctuidae. The transcript is spliced from 6 exons. Bases 213 to 788 code for a protein of 191 amino acids.